AAAGACAAACAACCCGAAGGCGGGUACGACAGCACGCCCAUCCCCAAACCCCCCGCGGGCACCAUCGGCUACACCGUCAAGUUCACCUUCCACUCCGCCUCCGCCCUCACCAUCGGUGACCUGGGCGUCAUGUCUUCCGACCCCUACAUCUUCGCCCAGCUCAACACCGACCUCGAGCCACGGCACAAGGAAGACCCGCGCCUGCGCUUCCGCUCGCCCACAGUCCACAAAAACCUCAAUCCCACGUGGAACGAGGAGUGGAUCGUGGCCAAUGUGCCCUCGUCGGGCUUCCGGCUGAAGGUGCGCGUGUACGACGAGGAUCCCGCGGAUCACGACGACAUGCUGGGCAAAGCGCAUAUUACCGUGCCCUCGCUGGACGAUAACUGGGCUGGGUUCAUGAAGGAGUCAUAUAAAUUGACGCUGCGCGAUAGCAGCAAGCGCGCGCUCUUCAUCCGAGCCGUAGCCAGGUGCUUCGGGGUGGUGAAGAAGUUCCAGGGCGAGGUGACGGUGUCCGCGGAACUGCUCGGCCGCACCGAAAACAAGAACGACGGGCAGAACGGCAAGGCCUACACCCUAGGCCCAGUGCGCUGGUGCCGGCACUACAGCCCCAUCCUCGGGCGCCUGGCGAACAUCAAAGAACCCUCCGAGGGCGACACGCGCUCUCCCUCGGCCGACAAGAAGCACCAGCAAGAAGUGCAAAAGUACAACUUCCAAGCCAACGAGUUCCAGCUGCCCGGCCCCGUGCCCGCCGAGCUCUACCACCGCUUCGUCGAGUUCCGCCCGUGGGUCAAGCGCAUGUUCACCACCACCGGCUUCCAGGGCGUGCUGCUCGGCAAAGCCCUGCAUCACCAGCACAACCGCGUGUACAACUUCUCCCGCGACACCGUGUGGGGCCACUUCCCGCAAGGCCCGAGCGAAGAGAUGACGAAGAAAUUCCUCGAGCUCGCGCACUACGCCCAAGGCGGCCGCAUCUUCACCUACAUCAUCACCCUCGACGCGCUCUGGCGCUUUACCGAAACCGGCCCGCAAAUCAGCAUCGACAUGCUGAGCAAGCACACCAUGCACAGCGACGUGAGCAUCUACAUCGCCUUCUCCGGCGAAUUCUUCCUCCGCCGCCUGAAACAUCCCCGCCGGCCCCCGCCCCCGGACCCCGUAGACGAAACCUCCCAACGCCAUCCCCCAUCCCACCAGGCCAACGAAAUCGAAGCCGAGGCGGAAGACGAACCGCCCACCGACCCCGCGCACUACGAACUCGUCAUCGACAACGACUCCGGCACCUACCGCCCCAACGCGCAGAAAUUGCCGCUCCUCGCCGACUUCCUCGCGCACUGCUUGCCAGGCCUGCACAUCCAGACGCUCGACUGCCAAGCCGACGCGGACAAGAUGGCGAAGAUGAAGGCCGCGCAGCGCGACCGGAAGAAGAAGACCGGCGAUCACGUCGUGUAUGCACAGGGCGACGAUUCAUCCUCCAUCUCGUCCGAAGAGCACGAGGCCCUCGAUGCCGCGGAGCAAGGCGGU
This is a messenger RNA of Neohortaea acidophila, 1518 nucleotides long. RefSeq lists its product as uncharacterized. The record is from RefSeq and is a predicted model, not a curated record. Gene Ontology annotation, biological process: positive regulation of gene expression. NCBI's taxonomy places the organism in Eukaryota, Fungi, Ascomycota, Dothideomycetes, Mycosphaerellales, Teratosphaeriaceae. The annotation marks the transcript as partial. The transcript has a single exon.